This is a messenger RNA of Linum trigynum, 4964 nucleotides long. Lineage: Eukaryota; Viridiplantae; Streptophyta; Magnoliopsida; Malpighiales; Linaceae. The record is from the annotation of a GenBank genome assembly.
ACAUGGUAAGAUUCACAAAACAAUUGGAGUCAGUCUUACCCCGCAGCAGAGCGCGGACCGAGUACUAGUGACUAAUGAACGAGAGUACGACUACGAGAGAGCAGAAACUAGAGACGGAUUCAAACUUGAACUGGAAACAAAUAAAACGAAAAAAUAAUUAAUAAAGAAAAUAGAUGGGGCGGGACGGCGGGAGAGAGGGAGGAAGAAAAGAACCGAACUACAAGGGCAGAGAAAAGACGGUGGAGAGAGAAGAUAAAACCCCGGGAAAGGGAGAGAUUCCGGGAAAUUCUAGGUUUACUCUCCUGCUUGAUUCCGUUUCAGGUAAAUAAGACGAAGGCUUGAUAAGUCAUAAGAGCUCGUGAUUGCAACUCUCACUGCACUCGCAACCAGAAAUCUGAAUCACAGGUAUGGCUAACGAUACCGACUCUCCCCGAGAAAUUGGCUUAAUCCGUUCUUACUCGCCCGUUCUUCCCUUCAUUUCCUUUGUAACACGAUAAUUCGGGUUUGGAAGUCUGCAAUUGCAUGUGCCCUGGUAUUUUCUAGGAAGCAUGCAACAUGCGGAGCUUUGUGUAUUUCGCUGAUUCUGCGUUUGGAAUGCCUAGCAUUCCCUGGUGGUGCUUGAAAUUGGAUAGUAAGUAGUUAAACGAGUUAGCUUGUUCAUGGAUUCAUUGGAAAUUCUUUGUACGUGUUUUGGGAUGGAGGUGAAUGUGUUUUCAGUUGAUACAUAUUGGAAACGAAACUGACAGACUGGUUAUCUUUACUAGCUGCUGUUUCUGUUCAUGGUUUUGCGGUGGUGUAUGAGGAAUGUGAUCUGUGAUCAUGGAGGACAAUGACGAUAAGCUUUUACUCAGAAGUUUGGGUGUUACAUCUGCGAAUCCUGAGGACAUUGAACGGCAUGUUCUAGCUGAGGCAGAAAACCAUGGCAAGAACAGUUCCGACGAGGGAAAGAACAUAGACGAGGAGCCUCAUGAGAAUUCAGAAAGUGUUAAUCCAUUGUCCACGAGCGAGGCCACACUCUACCAUAAACUAAGGGCUGUUAAAUAUGAAAUAGAUGCCGUAGCAUCCACUGUUGAACAAGAAAGGAAAGUAGUUAGUGAAGAUGACUCAGCUUGUGCUAAUGAUGGCACGAAAGACCAAGAAGAGGAAAAAAAUUGCGGAUCCAGUCCACUGAUUUCUUCAAAUAAUUCAACUCUGCAACAAGCCCUAGCAGCUGAUAGACUUAGAAGUCUUAGGAGAACUAAGGCUCAAAUUGAAAAAGAACUAUCAGAUCUACAUCAGAUUACUGUGGACAAGGAUGGAGAGCAUGAGAAACUGCUACAAGACAUCGUGAAGGAGCGCAGACCCAAAAAGAAGCCAAAAUCUUCCAAAAAGACUGAAAAACAUGAAGAUAAGCGUAAGCGAACAGUUUCAUUUGCUGGUGAUAAUGAUUUUGAUGCUGCAUUGGAUGCAGCAUCCAGGGGAUUUGUUGAAACAGAAAGGGAUGAAUUGGUCAGAAAGGGAAUUUUAACUCCUUUUCAUAAGCUUAAAGGGUUUGAAAGGCGGCUACAACAACCAGGGCCGUCCAAUAUAUCUGAGAAUGAAGAAAUAGGUGCUGGUGAUCUUACCUCUGGCAGUAUUCUAAGGGCUGCUCAGUCAAUAUCAGACUCUGUGAAAGCUCGUCCAAGAACGAAGCUUCUUGAUCCUGACGAAUUGCCGAAGCUUGAUGCACCUACUCUUCCCUUUCAGAGGCUGAAGAAACCAAUCAGAGUUCCUGCCUCCCUGGAAAGUGAUGCAGAAAAAAGUAAAGCUUCAGGAAAAAGGAAGCGUCCAUUGCCUGGCCAGAAAUGGAGAAAGCGUAUUUCACGAGAAGAAAUCCCUUUGGAUGAUGCUGGAGAUGCACAGGUCGAGCUGGCUACAUCCAGCAAUGAAGAAGAGCUACUAGAUGAUUCUGGGGAUGUUGAUGGCACUGACUGUCCUUUCAUAACACUUGAAGGUGGACUAAAAGUUCCAGAUACAAUUUUUAGCAAGCUUUUUGAUUACCAGAAAGUAGGAGUCCAAUGGCUCUGGGAACUGCAUUGCCAGAGAGCGGGUGGCAUUAUCGGAGAUGAAAUGGGUCUUGGCAAAACGAUUCAAGUUUUGUCUUUCCUUGGAGCAUUACAUUUUAGUAAUAUGUACAAGCCAAGCAUUGUCAUUUGCCCUGUUACACUACUGCGCCAGUGGAGAAGAGAGGCACGCAAGUGGUAUCCCAGUUUUCAUGUCGAACUACUGCAUGAUUCUGCUCAUGAUCUUCUUUCUAGAAAGAAGAGAGCAAAAUCUUUUGAAAGUGAUGACGAUAGUGAUGCUUCUUUUGAUAGUGACAAUGAUGCGAGUUUAGCAUCCAAAAAAGGCAACAAAUGGGAGUCAUUAAUAGACCGAGUUUUGAAGUCAGAAUCUGGGCUGCUCAUUACUACGUAUGAGCAACUUCGGCUGCUUGGGGAGAAAUUGCUUGACAUUGACUGGGGAUAUGCAGUUCUGGAUGAAGGACACAGGAUUCGAAAUCCAAAUGCUGAGGUCACUCUAGUCUGCAAGCAGCUUCAGACUGUUCACCGCAUAAUAAUGACGGGAGCACCAAUUCAGAAUAGGUUAAGUGAACUGUGGUCUUUGUUUGAUUUUGUUUUCCCGGGAAAGUUGGGGGUCCUUCCUGUUUUUGAAGCAGAAUUCGCUGUUCCAAUCUCUGUUGGUGGUUAUGCAAAUGCUUCACCACUACAAGUAUCUAAGGCGUACAGGUGUGCUGUGGUACUACGUGACUUGAUCAUGCCUUACCUGCUACGUCGUAUGAAGGCAGAUGUUAAUGCCCAUCUUCCUAAAAAGACUGAACAUGUACUCUUCUGUAGCCUUACAUCGGAGCAGCGAUCUGUGUAUAGAGCAUUUCUUGCGAGUGCUGAAGUUGAACAAAUUCUCAAUGGCAGUAGGAACUCCUUGGCUGGGAUUGAUGUAAUGAGAAAGAUAUGUAACCAUCCUGAUCUACUUGAGAGAGAGCAUUGUUAUCAGAAUCCAGACUAUGGAAAUCCUGAGCGUAGUGGGAAAAUGAAAGUUGUUUCACAGGUGCUCAACGUCUGGAAGGAGCAGGGUCAUCAUGUUCUUCUCUUCACGCAGACUCAGCAAAUGCUUGAUAUCCUUGAAAAUUUCUUGGUCUCUCAUGGUUACAACUACCGGAGAAUGGAUGGUCUAACUCCAGUGAAGCAGAGAAUGGCCUUAAUCGAUGAAUUCAAUAACACCGAUGAUAUCUUCAUUUUUAUUUUAACUACAAGGGUCGGUGGUUUAGGGACGAAUCUAACUGGUGCAGAUAGGGUGAUAAUUUUUGAUCCAGACUGGAACCCAUCAAAUGAUAUGCAGGCCAGGGAGCGAGCAUGGCGCGUUGGUCAGAAAAGGGACGUGACUGUAUAUAGGUUGAUUACUCGUGGGACUAUCGAGGAGAAGGUGUACCACCGACAGAUUUACAAGCAUUUUCUUACUAACAAGAUACUGAAGAACCCUCAGCAAAGGAGAUUCUUUAAAGCUCGCGACAUGAAAGAUCUGUUCAUUUUGAGUGACGACGGUGACGGUGGAUCAACCGAGACAUCUAACAUUUUUAGCCAGUUGUCUGGAGAUGUCAAUAUUGUUGCCGCGCAAAUGGAAAAGCUGGACAAUCAUAAUCAACACACCAUAAAUGGUGCAAGACAUGUUGUCGAUGAAAGGCAUAACUCGGAGGCCCUACUCACCAGGAGGAAGGUGAAAACAGAGGAGGUUUCUGAUCACAAAGACCCUGCAGAUGAUAAGGAAACAAAUAUCUUGAAGAGUCUUUUUGAUGCUAAUGGUAUACAUAGUGCAUUGGACCAUGACGCCAUUGUGAAUGCGCCCGAUGAAGAGAAAGUGAGGUUGGAGGAGCAAGCAUCUCAAGUCGCACAAAGGGCAGCAGAGGCAUUGCGUCAGUCGCGGAUGCUACGAAGUCGUGAAAGUAUAUCAGUGCCGACAUGGACAGGCAAAUCAGGCUGUGCUGGGGCACCACCAUCCACGACUCGUCAGAAAUUCGGGUGUACUGUCAGCUCUCAAGUGAUCAUCAAGAAGACAUCAUCCAACGGAUCCAGCAGCAGCAAUGGGACAACCAGUAGCGGCCUUAAUGGUAUAGCAGCUGGGGCAUCUGCUGCCGGGAAGGCGUUAUCUUCAGCCGAGCUGCUCGCUAGAAUUCGUGGGAACCAAGAAAGAGCUGCUGGCGCGGCUGCUGGGCUUCAUGUUGCAGCAUCAUCCAGUUCAACUAGCAGCACAAGAUCUGGGGGUAGUGGAACAUCCAGCGUCCAGCCGGAAGUAUUGAUUCGUCAGAUUUGUACUUUCAUACAAAAAAGGGGUGGGAGUUCCGAUUCUGCGACCAUAGUGCAGCACUUUAAGGACAGGGUACCAUCUAAGGAUCUGCCAUUGUUUAAGAAUCUCUUGAAAGAGAUAGCAACUCUGAAGGACGACCCAAAUGGGAAAGUGUGGGUUCUGAAAUUGGAGUACGAAUAAUAGAGCAUUCUGACUGCAGGUGCUGCUAUCGCUGCUGAAGAUCAUAGUAUCAUACUGGUACCCUAAUGGCUACGUGGUUUCAUCUGGAAACUCAAGAAAGUUUAGAUCAUUAAUGCCAUAGAGACAGAAUACUUCCAGUGACGGGUAAUAAUGAUUCCAAGUCCAUCGUAGUGAUGCUGCAUUAACUCAAAAGUUGCAGAUUUUUUCACGCGGGAUGAGUUCGGAGGUUGGAACUCCGGUUUUCUCUUUACUGAGAAGCUCUUCUCCGAAGGUUGGGAGUUGGCACCCAAAUCCGACGACAAGCCAAUCCCAGUAUGGAAGUCGACAGUCGUUACGAGUUUCUAUUGUUGGGUCGCCGGUUAAGGCGUUUGCACUAUACCGACAAUUCAUUAGUUACAUGAUUUCAUUGAUUUUUUUCAGGUGCAGAGUUCCGGAAACGAAAUAUAGAAGAAAUCUUUGCUAUUUAU